Molecule: messenger RNA, 1269 nt
Organism: Salvia splendens (bonfire salvia)
Lineage: Eukaryota; Viridiplantae; Streptophyta; Magnoliopsida; Lamiales; Lamiaceae
Product: stemmadenine O-acetyltransferase
Exons: 2
Coding region: 1-1269 (422 amino acids)
Source: RefSeq, a predicted model, not a curated record
AUGAAGAUUGAAAUUGUGUGCAAAGAAGCGAUUAAGCCUUCUAUCCCUACACCCACUCAUCUAAGAGACUUCAAACUCUCUUUCAUCGAUGAGAGAAUCCCUACCGUUUACAGCCCAUUAAUUAUUUACUACAAAAAUGAAAACAUGAAGCAACAUGAGAUGGUUGGUCGGCUGAAAACCUCUUUAUCUGAUGCUUUAGUAGAGUUCUACCCUUUGGCUGGCCGGAUGAAAGGCCAGAUCUUCGUCGACUGCAAUGACGCCGGAAUCUUGUACGUCGAAGCUCAAGCCCACGCCAGAAUUUCCGACAUCAUUAAAUCUCCCGAUUCAGAUGUUUUGGACAAGCUUACCCCUUUUCCCACCACUGGCUUUCUUUCUACUCUUCAAGAGCCAUUAGCAGUUCAGAUUACCUCAUUUACGUGCGGAGGAAUCGCGAUCGGGAUGUGCAUUUCCCACCGAAUCGCAGACCAUUACAGCCUCAGCUCAUUCACCAAGUGCUGGGCGGCCAUCGCGCGCCGUGAUGACUCCUCGCUGAUCUCCCCCGUCUUCAACUCCGCCACCGUGUUUCCGCCGCGCAACACGCCUGAUUUCCGGCCAAAUCUUAAAAGUCCGUCGGUCCACCCACUAGCAGCAGAAGUCACAAUGAAAACAUUCCUCUUCACCCCCGCCGCAAUAAACGCACUGAAACUCGAAAUCACGAACACCACCUCCAUCGCAAACCCUAGCCGAGUCGAGGCCGUGACGGCGUUCCUGUGGAGCCGCUGCGCCGCCGCCUGCGGAUCCGACGCGUCCGUGGCGUGCCACCCAGUCAACAUCAGAGGAAAAAUUCCGUCGCUAACGGAAAACUCGUUCGGAAACCUCUUCCAAAUGGUCUUCGCGGAGAGCCGCGGCGCAGCGAGCUGGAUCGGGCUGGCGGAGAAGCUGAGAUCGGCUUUCGUGGCGCUGGACGUGGCGAGGCUGUUGGGGGAGAGAGGUUUCGAGGCGGCGAAGGAAAAUUUCAUGGAGAUUAGCAAGCAUUUAGCGAAGGGGAAUGUGGAUGUGUUUAGGUUUAGUAGUAUGUGUAGGUUUCCGGUUUACGAAGCGGAUUUCGGGUGGGGGAAGCCGGUUUGGGUGAGCUACGCGGGCGUUCCGAAUAAGAACUGUGUGUUUCUGUUUGAUAGUGUGGAUAUGGAGCGUGGAGGAGUUGAGGCUUGGGUUGUCUUGACUCCUCAAGCUAUGGAGAGGCUUCAAGGGGAUCUCAGUUUCCUGCAUUUUACUUCGGCUUUUGCUUGA